This is a messenger RNA of Salvelinus namaycush (lake trout), 5723 nucleotides long. RefSeq names its product semaphorin-3ab-like. Gene Ontology annotation, biological process: motor neuron axon guidance; negative regulation of axon extension involved in axon guidance; semaphorin-plexin signaling pathway. Gene Ontology annotation, molecular function: semaphorin receptor binding; chemorepellent activity; neuropilin binding. NCBI's taxonomy places the organism in Eukaryota, Metazoa, Chordata, Actinopteri, Salmoniformes, Salmonidae. The coding region runs from base 484 to 3237 and encodes 917 amino acids. The transcript has 16 exons. The record is from RefSeq and is a predicted model, not a curated record.
UGGAGGCUAGUAGUGAGUGACUGUGGAGAGAGAGACUGAAGAGAAGAGAGCAGAGCAGAAGAGAGAUCUAUAGUAGCAGUAUCUCUGCUGGAUACCUCUUCAAUAUUUCAAUCAGAAUUCUUCCUCAACCAGCUCGAGCCUCGCACUUCCCACCGGGACCCCACAUCACCCAAUCCUUAGGAGGGGGACAUAUGAACAGCACAGAGGGUUUACCACCCCGGACCUCAACACAGGAAGCCAUGUGAUACCCCCUUGCGCUGCUGAAAUCCCCCCAAAUCUGUGCUCUGAAUCGGGAUUGAAACCAAGGAUUGUAUUCCCCCUGCCUGAAACCCCCUCCUGAGUUUGUGGAUCUUCUCUAGCUGCAGGAGGAGGAAGGGAAGGGAGGGACAGCCAGGUCUCUGUAUACCCGGUUGGGAGACACUCUUCUCUGGGCAAGUGUGGGGUGUGUGCCCCCCUUGGGCUGGAGGCCAGCGCUCCAGCACCAUGGAUUACCUACCUGGGAUUGUACUGUUGCUGCUGUUCUGUGGGGCGGUGGUGCCUGGGCAGGGGGAGCCCAAGCACAGCGUCCCCAGGUUAAAGCUCUCCUACAGGGAGAUGGUAGAAUCCAGUAACCUCAUCACUUUCAACGGCCUCACCAACAGCUCCGGCUACGACACCUUCCUAUUGGACGAGGAGAGAGGAAGACUGUUGGUGGGUGCCGAGGACCACGUCUUCUCCUUCGACUUGGUCAAUCUCAACAGAGAGCACAAACAGAUCGCAUGGCCAGCCACGCCCUCAAAGCGUGACGAGUGCAAGUGGGCGGGGAAAGACCUCGGGAAAGAGUGUUCCAACUUCAUCCGAGUGCUCCAGCCCUACAACUCCACCCACCUGUAUAUCUGUGGUACAGGGGCCUUCCACCCCAUCUGUGCCUACCUGGAGAUGGGCAAACGGGCAGAGGACAACAUCUUUCGACUGGAGUCGUCCCACUUCGAGAACGGCCGGGGGAAAAGCCCUUACGACCCCAAGAUGCUCUCUGCGUCCAUCAUGUUAGAUGGGGAGCUGUACUCUGGCACGUCGGCAGACUUCAUGGGAAGGGACUUUGCCAUCUUCCGUACCCUGGGGGAGCAUCAUCCUAUCAGGACUGAGCAACAUGACUCUAGAUGGCUCAAUGACCCCAGGUUUGUAGGUGUAAACCUGAUCCCAGAGAGUGACAACCCUGAGGACGAUAAGAUAUUCCUGUUCUUCAAAGAGAACGCCAUGGACGGAGAACACACUGGCAAGGCCACUAUCGCCCGCAUAGGACAACUGUGUAAGAAUGACCUGGGAGGUCACAGGAGUCUGGUCAACAAGUGGACCACCUUCCUCAAGGCCAGACUGACCUGUUCAGUGCCAGGCCUCAACGGCAUCGACACACACUUCGACGAGCUGCGUAAGGAACUGUGUGUGUGUGUAUGUGAGCCUCUCUGUGGGUACUUUCUACCCGAGAGGGAGGAUGUCUUUCUGAUGAGCUCCAAAGAUCCUAAGAACCCAGUAAUCUAUGCUGUCUUCACCACUUCUAGUAACAUAUUCAAAGGCUCAGCAGUGUGUAUGUACAACAUGGCAGACAUCCGGAGGGUCUUCCUGGGUCCCUAUGCCCACCGAGAUGGGCCCACCUACCAGUGGGUACCCUUCCAGGGGAGGGUGCCCUACCCCCGCCCUGGCACGUGCCCCAGUAAAACGUUUGGGGGCUUUGACUCCACCAAGGACCUCCCUGAUGAUGUGAUCACCUUUGCGCGGGGCCACCCGGCCAUGUUUAACCCCGUGCACCCCAUCGGGGGUCGUCCCAUCGUGGUGAGGACUGAUGUGGACUACCAGUUCUCCCAGCUAGUGGUAGACAAGGUGGAGGCCGAGGACGGACAGUACGACGUCAUGUUCAUUGGAACAGACCUGGGCACGGUCCUGAAGGUGGUUACCAUCCCAAGAGAGAGCUGGCAUGACCUGGAAGAGGUGGUCCUGGAGGAGAUGACCGUGUUCAGGGAGCCCACCCCCAUCACGGCAAUGGAGCUUUCCACCAAACAGCAACAGCUGUACCUGGGCUCGGCGCUAGGCGUUUCCCAGAUGCCUUUGCACCGCUGUGAGGUGUACGGGAAGGCUUGCGCUGAGUGCUGUCUGGCCCGCGACCCCUACUGUGCCUGGGAUGGAACAGAGUGCUCCCGUUACUUCCCUACCGCCAAGCGGAGAACGAGACGCCAGGACAUCAGGAAUGGAGAUCCCCUCUCCCAGUGCUCUGACCUGCAGCAUCAUGAUGACGUGGACGGGCUGGGUCAUGUGGAGGACAGGAGUGUGUACGGAGUGGAGAACAGCAGCAUGUUCCUGGAGUGUAGUCCCAAGUCCCAGAGAGCCCUCAUCUACUGGCAGCUCCAAAGACCCAACGAGGACCGCAAACAUGAGAUCAAGUCGGAGGACAGGGUGAUCCGCACGGAGCAGGGCCUGCUCAUCCGCAUCCUCACCCAGGCCGACUCAGGCGUCUACACCUGCCACGCUGUGGAGCACGGCUUCAUCCAGCCCCUCCUCCGCCUCUCCCUCCAGGUCAUCCCCACACAGAGGCUUGGUGAUCUGCUGCCUGGUGGGCCACAGGGUGGAGCUGGAGGGUCUGGUGGCGCAGGUAGUGGGUCUGGUGGUGCAGGUGGGCCUGCUGGUGCAGGGCACUCAACAAAACACAAGCUGUGGUACAGGGAUUUCCUCUCCCUCCUCGACCACCCUGACCUGAACAGCGUGGAGGAGUUCUGCGAGCGUGUGUGGCGGAAGGAGCGCAAGCAGCGGCGUCUGAAAACUCCCACCAUCACCACCAAUGACCAAAGUCUGGCUAGGCCUGACGGCGGAGCUCUAAGCUCAGGCCUAAAGCCUAAAAGUAGUCCUCUUGGCGCAGGUGCACCCAAUGCCCAGAAGCAGCAGAGCGGGCAUCCUACGGUGCAGCAGCAGCAGAACAAAGAGGGGAGCCCCCGGAGCACGAACCCACAGAAGGUGCAACACCAUGCGGGUACGCUGACCCAGGCACAGGCCCCUAAAAACAACAACCAGAAUGCCCAGAACUCUCAGGCUACACCCAACACCCAAAGCCCCCAGAAGGGCCAAGGCGCCCUGGGGGGAACCCAGGUGCCUGGUGGUGGGGCCAGAGGUGGACCCCAGCACAAUGCCAAGUGGAGGCGGAUGCAGGAGAAUAAAAAGGGGCGAAACAGGAGGACCCACGAGCAACAGAGACCCCCGCGGAGUGUCUGAGACACACACACAGCAACACACACACUUACACACAUAUUGUACAUUAAAAUAUAGACUUGCUAUCCCAUAAAGAUAUACUGUAGGAACCCACAUAAUGCAAUACUCAUGGUCAUGGACAUAUGCUCAUUCACACAUAAUAUGUAGACAGAAAAAUACCGCCCCAAUGGAAUGCUCUAAAACAUACACGUUAAAGACACACACACACACACACACACACACAGCAAAUACCCUGUGAAGACUUGGAGAAGACUGGCGACUAACAGGACAUUGAAGACUGAGGCUAAACUGGAAUCGUAUGCGUACUGUACAUGCUAACCAUGUGGAUAUAGUGGCCCAGGGGGUACAGUUUGAGGAACUGUGUAGUCCAGAUCCGUGUUGCAAGGGGGACCGAGUUAUCUGGCGGACACAUAGCCCUCCUGUACAGACGCUACUUCCUUAUAGGACGGGGAUGGGGUUAAAAACAUUAAUUUUCAGUGAGGAUGAUACAUGUUACAUAUUCAGACCUCUGGACAAGUCUGGACAAUGGCCCCUACAGGACAUUUCAGAAGACAUUUCAGAAGGGAUUAAGACUUUAAAGUUCAGUAGGGACGUCCGUUACUGCAGCUACUGGCCUUGUUGACAUGCGCAGAAGGAAGAUGUCCACUAUAUAGAGACGGGAAGAACUAUAAGGAUAAAGAAUAAUGUGUCCAGUCGACUGCAAACUAGAACCGAAACACAUCAAAAGAAGCACAGUCAUUUUCAGAGAGUGAACUGCAAUUCCCACAAUACAGUUUGUCGGCUCAACUUUAUUCAACUGAUUCGAUUCACAACGACUCUCAUGAAUGAGCACUUUGGGCUUGUACAUAGAGCUUGACUGUCUUAUAUGUCAAACAUAUUAAAAUGGGGCACAGUUAGCUGGUUAACAAUCCACAACGAUGCCCUGCAUAUUGUUUGUAGUUCAAUAACAGAAUUAUUCAAUAUAAAACGACAAAAUCCACAAUAGCCUGUGAUCUGUGGAGCAAAAUCAAGCUUCUCUUCCUCCCAAGGCUUGAAAAGCAUUGUGCAUGUCGUAGUCAAUCAAUGUUCAUGAUUUGAAUAAGCUAUUUCUCGCCAGUUACUCGCUAUGUAAGGUUUUUUUUAUGUUAAAGGAGUCCUAUGAAAGAAAAAUCUAUUUUCUGUUUUUAUUUGAUAUUUACUUCUCUCUCUCCAUACAAACCACUGUAUCCCUGUAGGGGUAAACAAUUACGUAGUAGAAUUUUUGACCUGUCCCUUUAAGUUAUUUUUCUUUCUUUGCUUUCUCCUGGAGUUGCGUGUGAACUUAUAAAUCCAGUCAUAUGUUCGUGCUCAGUCUGGAAAACAGACUGCCUAUUGAUUCUGUACAUAAACAUACAACAACAAAACGACUCUUUAUGUAUGUAAAUAUAUACAACCAGAACACCACGGAUUAUUUAUUUCUCAUUGUUUUGUGAAAGGGUUGCAUUUAUUUUUGAUAUUCUGGUAUUUUGGCUCAUCAAUAAUCAAGAAAAAGACUGCGGCACGUUGAGAAACACAAACGGACCAAUGAGGACGGACUUCCUCUGUCAAGGACUCCCUUUUUUUCCGGGGGGCGUGUUUUGGAAGUGAACCACGGUAUGAGAGUGGGAGCAGGGGGUUGUUGUGUGUUUUACAGUAUCCAGACUGAGAGCCUUCAGGAUGAUAAGCACAAGUUUCUCAAACCCUCUUCUACGUUUCUGUCUCUUCUGGUCUUUUCGUAAAUGGGUGAUUUUUCUACCCAGGAGGUGUUUUCGUUGAAGUUUGGAAUCCCAUCCACCUAUUUCAUUCGUUCAUCCCAAAUACUCAUUUUAUGUAAGAUAAUACUACCCAAAACCUGAUAAAACAUUAGCUGUGAAUUUCUAUGUAAGAACUAGUAAGGAAAAGGUUCAAAUCUAAACGUAGUCUGAGGACGCUGAGUUAAAGCUGCAUGUGAAUGCUACUUAAGUGCAUCUUUUCUAUUGUCUCUAGAUGUUUCCUGUGAGAGGUAAAAGUCCUGUAGGCAACAUGUGUAAGAGAGAUGUGAAUAUUAUUCCUUUUUGCCAAAACAAAGAUGCCAACAUGUACCAGGGGUGUAUUCACUAGGAACCAAACAGAAGCAAACAGGCCGAAAUGGGGAGGGACUAACCUGAACUUGUCCAAUAGCAAACGCACAUUUUUGUUGCAAAUCGUUUUCUGUAGCUAAACGUUUUGCUAUGGUGUCUGCUAAUGAAUACACCCCAGUGAUGUUACUCCAACCCCAAAACUUGUAUUAAGACCUUCAACUUUUCAUACAACAAUGUGUUUCCCCCUCAGUAUACAACAAGCCUGAUGUGUCACUGCAAUAAUGGACAGCAGAUAGCAAGGUUUCCUGGUGGUAUGUUUCCGGUCUCUCGCGGUGUGUAGGGUGGACAAGGAGAGAACAGAUAUCCCUGCUGUAACAUGGUUCUUCCUGGCAUGCGUUCAGUUGUCUAAUUAAACAUUUCCUGUAAAACUUA